This is a messenger RNA of Clupea harengus (Atlantic herring), 2008 nucleotides long. It is a transcript of the gene cmpk1, whose product is annotated as cytidine/uridine monophosphate kinase 1. Lineage: Eukaryota; Metazoa; Chordata; Actinopteri; Clupeiformes; Clupeidae. Gene Ontology annotation, biological process: 'de novo' pyrimidine nucleobase biosynthetic process; pyrimidine nucleotide biosynthetic process. The record is from RefSeq and is a predicted model, not a curated record. Gene Ontology annotation, molecular function: ATP binding.
CGUAUCAUUGCUGCUAACUUCCCUAGUGACACGACUCGGCCGUUCAUUCAGCAAGAUAUCCGACUCUUUGGGGUUGGUCAUUCAUAUGUUUGAACACAUCACCAUUGGAACCAGUUUAUGAUUUUCAGAGUACUAAGUAGGCUGGCAGAAAAAGUUCCAAGUGCAGUGCACCGAGUCGUUUCAUCCAUGAAGCCUCAAGUUGUAUUUGUGUUGGGAGGGCCUGGCGCGGGGAAAGGGACACAAUGCGCUAAAAUCGUUGAGAAAUACAACUACAACCAUCUAUCUGCAGGAGACCUGCUCAGGGAGGAACGCAGCCGAACUGAGUCAGAGUUUGGCCAGCUCAUCGAUAACUAUAUCAAAGAGGGCAAAAUUGUACCUGUUGAGAUCACCAUCAACUUGCUUAGAAAGGCUAUGGAAUCCACCAUGCAGGCAGAUGAGCAGAAGUUUAGGUUCUUAAUCGAUGGAUUUCCUCGUAACCAAGACAACCUGCAGGGCUGGAACAAAGUCAUGGAUGGCAAAGCAGAUGUCAAAUUCGUCCUCUUUUUUGACUGUAGCAACGAGGUGUGUAUUGACCGCUGUCUAGAGAGGGGGAAGAAUAGCGGUCGUACUGAUGACAACAGAGAGAGCAUGGAGAAGAGGAUCCAGACAUACCUGCAGUCCACACGCCCCAUCAUUGAACUCUUCGAGAAGCAGGGGAAGGUGCACACCAUUGAUGCCUCGCGCAAUGUGGAGGAGGUGUUUGAGGAUGUGAAGAGCAUCUUCGGCAAGGAGGGCUGAGGAUUGUCUCGCAUCUAAGCUGCCAAGGAGUGUGCCCGCCACAGUGACUCAACGUUUUCUUUUUAUCAGUGUCAGCAAAUACUCUUGCUUCGUUCACAUGUCCACAUUUUUUGACUUUUUACUCAUGUAAUUAUAUAUAUAUAAUUAUAUGUCUGAUAUAUAUAUGGAAGAUAUAUAUAUGUCUGAUAUAUUAUAUGUCUGAUAUAUAUAUGGAAGGUUAGUCUAGUUAAGUAUAAAUUGUGUGAGUGUAUAUAAAUGUGCGAGAGUGUGCAUGAGUGUGAAUGGACUCUAGAUCUAAGCAUAAGUUCCAUUCUGAGAAGGGCUGCAGAGCAGAGUUGUGACUGAAACAAUGAGUUGUAGUUACAAAUGUCAUUUGUCCAUAGAUGCAUACAUACAAAUCGGUUACAUUUAGCGCUUGCUCCUGAACGAGGGUGGGUGGGGAACAGACUUUCUAGGGCAGUUUGGGAAUAUUUGUAGUGAUAUCUGCGAAUGUUCGUUUCAGGGAUGUCUCCACGUCAGACAUUGUGUCAUGUCUGAUAAGCAGAAAUGGCCGAAGUUCGACUCCAACCAUGGAGCUUACAGACUUUGCUCCAGGUUGACACUAAACCAGCUGUCUUUUGUGACUUUGACAUACUGACUGAUUGAGAGACAUUUUACAUUGCAGUCCCUAGGACUCAGUUGCUAGGCUACGGUCAGUCAGACUAGAGAUUUUUUUUGCUUUACCCAUCAUGAAGAUUUGGACUGAGCUUACAGUUUUUCCAAUAAUAGUAGAAGAGUAUUCCAUUCGAGGACUUUUCUUUACACUCAAUCAUUGUCAUCUUCACACUGUAAAGAUCAGUCUUGUGUUGUUGAAGAAUACUGAGAGUAAAACAUUGGAUAGCUAACCCAUCAGCAAAUAAAACAUCUGCUUAUUUUGACAAGUGUACAUGUCUCACGGUAGAGAACUGACAGAAGGAAUGACUACAGGGUCAAAGAAACAGCUGGUUAAGGAGCAAUAAAACACACUAGUGUCGCUGCUGGCAUUUUGUCUGCUAAAGUUGCAAUAACAGUUCUUUGGGUAACAAGGGGCCAGCCAUUGCACUUAGGUGAAUAUCAGUUUACUGCACCGCCAAGUCUUCUUGUGACACAAAUGCACAAAAAAACUUUAUGUAUCUGUUUUUGUUUGUGCUAUAAGAAUAGCUGUUGUUGACAAUUAGUAAAGAUAAAAGAACUGAUGCAUUGGAAGGAUGAA